Messenger RNA from Euleptes europaea (tarantolino), 1860 nucleotides. It is a transcript of the gene LAS1L, whose product is annotated as LAS1 like ribosome biogenesis factor. Lineage: Eukaryota; Metazoa; Chordata; Lepidosauria; Squamata; Sphaerodactylidae. Gene Ontology annotation, biological process: maturation of 5.8S rRNA; maturation of LSU-rRNA. The transcript has 13 exons. Gene Ontology annotation, molecular function: endonuclease activity. The record is from RefSeq and is a predicted model, not a curated record. Gene Ontology annotation, cellular component: preribosome, large subunit precursor; Las1 complex. Bases 1 to 1860 code for a protein of 619 amino acids.
AUGGCUGGUGGCCGGGAGCGAGGGCCAGUGGCUGCGACCCCUACAUGCAAGAGGUCGUGGAGUGUGGUGGCCUGGCAGAGCAAGGCCGAGUGGGACCAAGUGAUGGUGGGGCUGUACUGUGGGGACUGCCAGGUGCAGCGCGAUGCGCUGGACCGAGUGUCGGCCUGGAAGAGCAGGUACGGGCACAGAAUGCCUUUAGCAGUGGAAUGCACUGCAGAUCUGAUUCGCUGUAAAAUCCUGGAUGCUUCCGGUGGACUAAAAUCCCAUGAACUGGUCCUGACGUACGGCCUGGCUCUUGUGAGGUUUGUGAACCUGAUCACAGAGAGGAAGCAGAAAAUGGUCAUCAUGCCCCUGAGACGGUUAGCGACUGAGCUGAACAUCCCGGUUUGGAUUGUGGACCUUCGUCACGAUCUGACCCACGGGAACCUUCCCCAGUUGAGUGCUUGUCGAAAAGGGUGUGAUGCUGUCCUGGAAUGGCUGCGACGUACGUAUUGGAGCCGUCAGUUGGGCAACAACCUUGCUGGAGAAUGCAAAGCGGAGGAGGAAGAGGAGUUGCCUACAACUGAUAUUGAGGCCGAGGCAGACAGUAGCCUGGAGGAACCUGACGAAGUGAAAUCAAGUGUCCGUCGGAAGCACCAGGAACUUCGGGAGAAAGUCAUAGGUGUUUUGGUUUCCUAUAAAAAACAACAAUUUGGGGUUCUUCGGGAACUGCAGAGUGUUGACAGGGCCUGCCAAGAAUGGUGCGGCUCUUCCUCGGAGGUGCAGUGGAUAGUGGCCCAGAUGAAAGACUUACUGCAAGACAACAGGGAGGUGGUGGCCAGAGCGAUGCUCGGCAAUGGCUUUCUCAUCCCAGCUGCGGAAGACCUGCAGACCUUAAACCUCGACCUUCAAGAAACCAAAGAGUGGGAUUUUAGAAUCCCCCCAGCAUUCCUUUGCUUUUGGCAGCCGCUGCUGAAGGGUCUCCACUCCAGAGAUUUCACACAGACCCUCCUCGAGAAGAUGUUCAGCGAGCUAAAGCAACACGCACGGGACUCAGGGCUCCAGACCCGGUACCUCAUCAGCUGGAUCACGGAAAUUCUGAAGACCAACAUGCAUGCCAAGAAAAAGUCAAGGCGCUCUUCCAAGAGCUCCAAAAACACAAGCGAAGCCUCUCCAGGGCUUUUUCUCCAUCGUGUUUCGCUUCAGUGGUUGAAGCUCCUUGAGGAUUGCUUGGAAGCUCCAUGUUGGGCGAGUCCCCACCUCCUUCAUCUGAUCCUGCUGAGCACGGAGCCCCCUUUGCCUUCGGACACGCAGGAGAAACUUCUCUACCUCACCUCCAUCUAUACCCAAGAAGCCGACUCCAUCCCCAACCCGGGCUCAGCUGCAGAACUCCGCAGGCAGCCCAUUUAUACAGUGGAGAGCUUGCAGUGGAAAGCCAAACAGAGUGGGGCAGCCCACAGGCUCGACAAGAGUGCGGGAUGGCUGGUGGGGCCUGCCGAAGAGGAAGACUUGGCCGAGGAAGAGGAGGAGGAAGAGAUGGAAACUCAGUCUGUGCCUCUGCCAGAAUCGUUCCAUGCUGAGAACUCCAGGGCUUUAGCUGAGAAGAGGGCCGCACUCCAGGGAUCGGCCUGGCAAGUCAGUUCAGAGGGAACCAAGUGGCAGCAUUUUCCUCUGGGGAAACUGCCCGGUCAGACAGAUGACCCCGAUGCCCUGAGAGUGGAAGAGUAUUCCAUGAUGUCGGCUCUGGACCAGCCGGUGAACGGAGACCAGAGAGCCCCACCUUGUGUCAGCUCCUCAGAAUGGACUGGGUCCAGUCCUGAGGGAUUAUUGUGGACACAGAGCGACCUCCAGAAAUUAAAAAGCGGCCUUCAGCUUUUCUGA